Messenger RNA from Aricia agestis (brown argus), 1796 nucleotides. RefSeq names its product actin-histidine N-methyltransferase (gene Setd3). Gene Ontology annotation, biological process: peptidyl-lysine monomethylation; peptidyl-lysine dimethylation; positive regulation of transcription by RNA polymerase II. Gene Ontology annotation, molecular function: protein binding; transcription coactivator activity; histone H3K36 methyltransferase activity. NCBI's taxonomy places the organism in Eukaryota, Metazoa, Arthropoda, Insecta, Lepidoptera, Lycaenidae. The transcript is spliced from 9 exons. The coding region runs from base 162 to 1661 and encodes 499 amino acids. The record is from RefSeq and is a predicted model, not a curated record.
UGUGGUAUCUGGUGAUCGUACAAUGCUGAGAAAUAGUUUUUGAGAUAUUUAUACUUUUACUAAUUCCCACGCUGGUUUUUCCUGAAUCUAUAACCGUGGUUACAACCUAAUCGAAACAAGGAAUCAAGUGACGAAGGCUGUAUAUAAGAUAAAAGUGAAAAAUGGAUCAAAAAGCGAAAUCAAAACAGACUGAGCGCAACAAUAAGAAAGCGAAUAGAUUUUAUCAGCAAAAACAAAAGGAAUUAAUGAAUUUAACUAGCAAAUUAACCAGUAUUAUCAAUGAAUGUAAUGUAAACGGCAAUAUUACCGUUUGGGAAUGUCAUUUACAGUUGCAGUCAAUUAUAAAUGAGAUUAUAGAAAUAGAAAGUACACUGACCAAAAGUAAACCAAAUUCACGAAAGUUAAAUUUAGAGAAGUAUGUUACUUGGCUCCGUGAGAAUAAGGCUGAAUUUGAAGGCAUAGAAGUAUGUGAAUUUGAAGGCUACGAGCUUGGACUAAAAGCAACAAAAGAAUUUACAGAGGGUUCACUGAUGCUAACUGUACCUCGUAAACUGAUGAUGAGUGUGUCAAACGCAGAGCAGUCUGAACUGUCACAGUUCCUAGAAAUAGAUCCAUUGAAAGUUAUGCCAAAUUAUAUACUCGCUUUUUACUUACUUCUAGAAAAACAGAAUCCAGAUUCGUUUUGGAAACCAUACAUAGAUGUUUUACCUGAGAAAUAUACCACAAUUCUUUAUUUUACUCCAGAAGAGCUGGCUGAAUUAAGGCCAUCGCCUGUUUAUGUGCAUUCACUGAAACUAUACCAAAGCCUUGUGAGAUGGUAUGCAUAUUUUUACAAAAGAAUCAAUACUAUGGAACACUUACCCGUGAUGAAAAAGCUGAAAGAAGUUUUUACAUUUGAAAACUACAGAUGGGCGAUAUCAUCAGUGAUGACUCGUCAGAACAACAUCCCGGCGGCGCAGGAGGGCCGCGACGAUACCGCCUUCAUACCGCUGUGGGACAUGUGCAACCAUGAGGACGGCACGAUAACAACAGACUACAACAAGGACUUGGACCGCAGCGAGUGUUACGCGCUUCGCGAAUUCCGCGGUAACGAGCAGGUGUUCAUAUUCUACGGGCCCCGACCCAACUGCGAUAUGUUCCUGCAUAACGGAUUUGUCUACCCAAACAACAAGCACGACAGUCUUUCACUAGCGUUAGGCAUCAGCUCGAAAGACCCGCUCAGGUUCGAAAGACUCGGUCUACUGAAGAAACUCGGUCAGGUCCAAGACAAAGACAAAGAUGACAAGACAGAUAAUCAAGUGCUGAACUACAACUUGUAUAGGAUGCCUAACCCUAUUAGUGCGGAGUUGCUGGCUUUCAUACGGAUAUUUACUAUGAAAGAAGAAGAGCUCAGGAAGAUACAAUCCAACGACGGUUUUGUAUGGGAGCUAGUGUCGCCCGACGACGGUAAUACCGCAGUGGACGCCGAGCUAGACCGCCGCGCGUAUAACUACUUAUUAACGCGAUGUGCACUCAUACGACGAUCUUAUAAGAUAGAGGAUAGUGAUGAGUUAUCGGAGCACAGGAAAAAUGUGAAAUUGCUUAAACAAUCUGAAGUACAAAUACUGGACGGUGCCAUAGACUACCUAACACAGAUCAUAGACAAACUACCCGGAAAAUAGAGGAUACAAUCCAAAGACUUAUUUAUUAUAGAUUUAAAUAAUUUUAUGUACAAAAAUUGUACAAAAUGCUUACGAUAUCAAAAUAUUUACUAUGUGUAUUUGCUGUAUGUUUACGAAUUUACUUUAAAAAAAUAG